This is a messenger RNA of Notolabrus celidotus (New Zealand spotty), 1675 nucleotides long. It is a transcript of the gene rpp40, whose product is annotated as ribonuclease P/MRP 40 subunit. The transcript has 8 exons. Lineage: Eukaryota; Metazoa; Chordata; Actinopteri; Labriformes; Labridae. Gene Ontology annotation, cellular component: ribonuclease MRP complex; multimeric ribonuclease P complex. Gene Ontology annotation, molecular function: ribonuclease P activity; ribonuclease MRP activity. The record is from RefSeq and is a predicted model, not a curated record. Gene Ontology annotation, biological process: tRNA 5'-leader removal; endonucleolytic cleavage in ITS1 to separate SSU-rRNA from 5.8S rRNA and LSU-rRNA from tricistronic rRNA transcript (SSU-rRNA, 5.8S rRNA, LSU-rRNA); tRNA 3'-end processing. Bases 274 to 1344 code for a protein of 356 amino acids.
GCAUCACGUGACUACGGCGACAGAUGAGGGUCCUUUAGCGGAGUUCGACUCUGAGCUUUAGAUUAUCAUCAUCAAACCGGAAGUGAUUGCAUUAGCCUGUGUGAUAAAGAAUGAAAGAUAAGGAACUCUCUGAAGGACUUAAACCGGGUCUUUCUGUCCUGAUCCGGAACCUGCUCCGGCAGCAGGCUUUUAAGUUGAAAAGCAGUGACCGGAAGUGUGUUUCAGCGGUUAGCUCGUGCUCUGAGUUCUUAAAGUUUCCUGGUUUCAGUUUUCAUGAAGAUGAGUGCGGACCUUGAUCAAACCCCCCGCUCUCUGCUGGUCUCUGAGAGAUCCACCUUUCAGGACCAGAAGAACCGGGUCAGCUCCCAGGUGGAGCAGCUGCACCUGAACUACAAGGUAUCUAUGCUGCUUCCGGACUGUGGCUCCGCCCCCCAUCACCUGGACUCCGUCUUAAAGUCUUUCAGCAGUUUCUACCUGAUCAAGGACCUGCCCAUACACCAGCUGCUGGACCAGGACUUCUUAGAGUCUGCAGUGUAUCAAGGCAGUGUGUAUGGUGUAUCCUACAGGACCAGGAUAGAUGAGGAUAACUGUGUAGCUCUGACGCCUAAAGGUCACCUGUGUCUCUCUCUGGAUAAAGACUCGUUUGAGGUUUUGGGAGUUGAGGGGAAACCGUCCAGAUUCAACCAUCGCACGAACAGCAGAUUCAUCGUGUCUGUGGAUUUGACGGACAGCUGCAUGGCGCCUGGUGGGCGGGGCUACGAGAGACUCCUCACAGGUCUGAGAUCAAGACUACAACUGAAGACCGACUUCCUGCUGUCACAUCACCCAGGGGGCGGAGCCUCUCUGCAGGCCCUCCUGUCUCGUUUCGAUUGGUCAGAGCACAGACCUGAGAUCAGCUGUCGCACUUUGACCCAGCUGUCCUGUCCCGCCGUGCUGACCUCUGACCUGCUGUCAUGUGACCCUCACAGUUUCCUAGAGUGGCUUGGAGCCGUGGACGCUCACGUCAGCAGCGAGAACUCGGCCAGCAGCUUCCUGUCGUCGUUCACCUGUCCCGAGCCGAUGACGACCGUCAGCCGAGCACUAAACGUCUCCGUGUGCGGACUGCUGCUCCCUCAGGACAUCCACCGCCUCAUCCAGCACAUCAGGUCUUCCCUGGAGCAGCCUCACUUAGAGUCCUGGGCGUCCCUGACAGUUCAUGGUUUUGUCGACAGUCCAGUUUCCUGGGGCGACAAUGAACACGGAGUCCUGAGAGGAGGAGACAACUUCUACAGUCUGCUGAUGGUCCACGACCAGACCUACUACCUGCACCAGGCUACAGGAGCACAUGACACCUGUCCCCCCUGACCACACGUGUCCACACCUGUCCCCCCUGACCACACCUGUCCCCCCAGACCACACCUGUCCCCCCUGUCCACACCUGUCCCCCCUGAUCACACCUGUCCCCUCCUUGCGAUGAGGUUCAGGUGUGGUCAGAGUCUGAAGGAGGACCUUUGAGGAGUGUUUUUUGUGAAUGAUGACGUUACUGAGUCGUGGUCGUUAUGAUGUCAUUGACCCCGUGGGGUCAGGAGCCGCAGGUUGAGGACCUGUUCUUUGACCGGUUUGAGUUUUUUAUAUUCCCUGAGUUUUGAACAGGAAGUGAAAUUAUUAAGAAAAUAAAGUUUGUGUUCAAAGUGUU